AUGACCGACACAAAGAAGGAAGUGUUCAACGAACUGUACGAUGCCACAAUACUGACGACCGGAGUCGUCGGAGUAUCCUACCUUGCUAAAAACGUUGCUGGAAAAAGUCUUGGCGCACCGAUGACCUUGGAAGGAGUGGCAAAGUUGGCUGUUGCCGUAGCCGUAGCCGGAAGCGCAUUUGCCAUAGGAUAUCUGAAAGAUAAGGGAUAUAUUCCCAAAAUGAUUGAUAAAUAAAAAUGACAUCCGUUGUUGUAGGAUGACUUUUUAAUGCCGUAGCCUUUGCCGCAGCCGGAUUUGUUUUCUCUAAAUUAAAUGGACAAGGAUACAAGGAAGAAGUGAAAAGACAUAACCAAGCAUUGGAAAAACUUGCGAAAGCGAAAGAAAAAUUUUAUGAAUUCGAAGUAAAGCGGAGGAACGACGAAGCCCGACGUCGAGCCGAGAUCCUGGAUGCUAACAAGGACAUUGAGGAAACAAACAGAGCGCUGGAAGAUUUAAGAAAUUUUACGAGACUCAUGGACGAUUCGGCAUCACAACGGAAACCAAAAUUGGAAGAUUAUUAUCAGCCGUCGGACGAAAUGAAAACGUAUGCGAUGAUGACGAUGGGUGUUUUGGGAGUUUGUAGUGCCCAUACGGACUAA
Messenger RNA from Paramuricea clavata, 638 nucleotides. NCBI's taxonomy places the organism in Eukaryota, Metazoa, Cnidaria, Anthozoa, Malacalcyonacea, Plexauridae. The record is from the annotation of a GenBank genome assembly.